AUGAGAUUCUCAAAGUUCCUAUUGACGGCUUUGGCGCCAGUAGGUCUGCUUGCCGAAAACGCUGCCCCAACAGCUUCAAUAUCUGAGCUAGAACUCGAUGCCAUCCUCGCAAAGCACAACUUGGUAUUAGUUCCUCGAUCGGAUCUAACAGAUGCCUUGACAGAGCUCAAUGGUCUGCUCCGAGAGAACAAGCGGCUCAACCAGCAGGUGCAGCAAAAGCAGAAGCGGACAGCGCCUCUAUAUCCUCGACAAAAUAGCACUGGCUCUGGCUCAGAUUCAAGCGGCAUCGACCUCGGAGAUUUAACUGGGCUUGGCGACCUGGGCGAUAUUCUCGGGAGCCUUACAGAUCUGAUCACACAAUUUGGCGACAUUGCAGGGUACCUCAAGGCACUCCAGGGACUGCUAAGUGACGAGUUUUUGCAGGCUCUACAUGAUGCUAUGAUAUACUUGGCUGCAACACUUGCGCCACCGAUUCCUGACAUUACACGAGACAUUCUUACAAAAACACAACCUUUGAUCGAUCUGUUAGGAUCAUUAGAUCUGAAGAGCAUCAUUGACGAAAUCAAUGGCGUGGAUAUCGCUGGUCUGAUCAAGACAGUGCUCAGUCUUCUUACAGCCCAGAACCUCGGCAAUAUUGAGAAUCUUCUCACGAACGGCGCAGCACUUCUGACACCUACAUUUGUGAAUGAGACUCAAUCACUGAUUGAUGGCGCUGCCCCACUCCUGGCUUCUCUCUCAGGCAUUGAUCUGAAAGGUGUCCUGGGCGCUCUGUCACCUCUUUUGACAGCGGACUCUAUCCAAGGCCUCGUCGGCUUGUUGCAGAAUGCUGAAGCAUUGUUGACGGCUGACACGGUCUCAGCACUCCAAACACUACUCACGAGUGCCCAACCUCUCCUUGAUAGUCUCUCCAAGGUUGAUCUACAAGGCAUUCUGGAUGCCUUGUCGCCGCUUCUCACGCCAGACUCAGUCCAAGGACUUGUUGGUUUGCUCAGUAACGCCGAGGCACUUCUGACAAAAGAUACUGUUUCCGCGCUGCAGUCGAUCUUGACAAGUGUGCAACCACUUAUCAGUGGCUUGUCACAGAUUGACCUGAAGGGUGUUCUCGAUGCUCUGUCACCGCUCCUGACACCGGAUUCUGUCAACAGCGUUGUUGGCCUUUUGGGUAAUGCCGAAGAGCUAUUAACGACGGAUACUGUAUCGUCAUUGAAGACAAUACUGGCGAGCGUACAGCCUCUUUUAAACAGCCUUACACAAAUUGACCUCCAAGGCAUCUUAGAUGCGCUUCAACCGCUUUUGACACCCGAUUCUGUCAAUGGCAUCGUUGGUUUACUAGGCAAUGCCGAAGAGCUAUUAACGACGGAUACUGUAUCGUCAUUGAAGACAAUACUGGCGAGCGUACAGCCUCUUUUAAACAGCCUUACACAAAUUGACCUCCAAGGCAUCUUAGAUGCGCUUCAACCGCUUUUGACACCCGAUUCUGUCAAUGGCAUCGUUGGUUUACUGGGCAAUGCCGAAGACUUGUUGACGGCGGACACCGUCUCAUCUUUAAAGACGAUUCUGGCCAGUGUACAGCCCCUUAUAAACAGCCUAUCGCAGAUCGACCUUCAGGGUAUUCUAGAUGCACUCGAGCCUCUGUUAACGCCUGACUCUGUUGACGGCAUAGUUGGUUUAUUGGGUAAUGCGGAGGAUUUGCUCACCGCUGCCACAGUUUCUUCUCUAAAAACAAUUCUUAUCAGCGCGCAGCCGCUUCUCAAUAGCCUGUCGCAAAUCGACCUUCAAGGCAUACUUGACGCUGUGGAGCCAUUGCUUACUCCUGAGUCUGUUCACGGGAUAGUUGCUUUAUUGCAGAACGCUGAAGCGCUGCUCACGGCAGAUACAGUAUCUGAACUUCAGGAAAUCCUGACUGGUGCAGGGCCACUGCUCACUAGUCUUGGUAAACUCAAUUUACAAGCUUUGAUAGAUCAGACCUUGUUCGAUGCUAUCAGCCCACUAUUGACGGGCGAUUCCAUCAAAGGUCUCGAAGGGCUAUUGCUAAAUGCAGAGAAUCUUUUGACUUCUGACUUUGUCGAUGAAACGAAGUCUCUGAUAUCUGGUGCUGGUCCUCUGCUAUCCAGUCUUGGCAGUAUUGACCUCAAAGGAUUACUUGAUCAGGUUGCACCAUUGCUAAACAGUCUGAGCAAAUUAGACCUUCAGGGUCUUUUCGACGCGAUACAGCCACUACUAACGACUGACUCUAUCAGUGGUCUUGUAGGCCUCCUCGGCAAUGCAGAAAAUCUACUGACGUCCGACUUCGUGGAUCAAACCAAAUCCCUUAUUUCUGGUGCCGGUCCAUUGUUGUCUAGUCUUGGCAGUAUCGAUUUGCAGGGCCUGGUCGACCAGGUCGCACCGUUGCUUAACAGUCUCAGCAAGAUCGACCUACAGGGGCUCUUCGACGCAAUUCAACCACUCCUAACACCCGAUUCGGUGAAUGGCAUCGUCGGCCUGCUCAACAAUGCUGAGGAUCUCCUAUCUAGGGACUUUGUGGAUGAAACUCAAACUCUUAUCUCUGGCGCCGUGCCAUUGAUAUCGGCGCUCGGCACGAUAGACCUGCAAAGUCUCAUUGGCCAAAUCACGCCUAUUCUUGCCGCGCUCGGCAAGAUUGACCUGGUUGGCUUGGUCAACCAGCUACAGCCAAUUCUAGACGCUGUCAGCAAGAUCGAUCUCUCUGCACUUGUUGACCAGAUCGAACCCAUCUUGAAUUCGUUGAGCCAGAUUGACCUGGCGGGCCUGGUAAAACAGAUUACCCCAAUUCUCAACUCACUGGGCAAGGUUGACCUAUCCGCGCUUAUCGAUCAGAUCGAACCCAUCCUAGGUUCGCUCAGCCAAAUCGACCUCGCAAGUCUCGUCAAACAGAUCAGCCCAAUCCUGAAUUCGCUGGGCCAGAUUGAUCUGAAUGGAAUUUUCAAUGCCGUUGCACCUUUGCUCACCCCAUCUUCAGUUGACGGCCUGGUCGGACUUGUCGACAACGCCGAGAAUCUCCUCAGCGCCAAAUUCGUGAACGAGACACAAACCAUCAUCGGUGGCGCAGUGCCUCUAGUAGCCGCUUUGGGCCAGGUGGAUAUUCCUGGACUUAUCAAGCAACUCACACCACUGCUCAAUGCUUUGAGCCAAGUAGACCUCACGGGGUUGGCGAAUGCAGUCAAGCCACUCCUUGCCGCGUUGAACCAGAUUGAUAUUCAAGGCAUCGUGGACGAGGUCACACCACUUAUUACUCCAGACACGGUAGAGCAACUUGUGGUGCUGCUCGGCAACGCCGGCGGCCUACUAUCAGCCACGUUUGUCACGCAGACUACGGAGCUCAUCGGCGAUGCCACACCUCUUGUGGCGACAGCGUCAGAUUUUGUCAAUGCCAUACUGCAGGCAUUGAUGUCGUGA
This is a messenger RNA of Truncatella angustata, 3414 nucleotides long. RefSeq lists its product as uncharacterized. The record is from RefSeq and is a predicted model, not a curated record. NCBI's taxonomy places the organism in Eukaryota, Fungi, Ascomycota, Sordariomycetes, Amphisphaeriales, Sporocadaceae. The transcript is spliced from 3 exons. Bases 1 to 3414 code for a protein of 1137 amino acids.